Messenger RNA from Lasiosphaeria miniovina, 2304 nucleotides. RefSeq lists its product as uncharacterized. Lineage: Eukaryota; Fungi; Ascomycota; Sordariomycetes; Sordariales; Lasiosphaeriaceae. Bases 97 to 2040 code for a protein of 647 amino acids. The transcript is spliced from 3 exons. The record is from RefSeq and is a predicted model, not a curated record.
GUGUAAGCGGUAACAGCAGCAGCGGUGGAAGCAGCAAGAGAAAUAGCGAGAGAGAAAAGGGGGCAUCGGCAAGCUCAAGCGCAAGCUCAAGAAACUAUGGCGGCGACAGCGACUCGAACGUUCGAAGUGCCACUAGACCAUCUCGACGCGUCACUGGAGGACUUCGAGCACUCGACUGGGGGGGAGGAGGAGGAGGAGGAGGACCUGCCGAGCGAGAUGGCGGAGGACGACGUUUCGGACUCGGAGGCUUCGGCCGGUGGCUACAGUCCUCCGGCCUGGAAGCGCCUCGGCAACGGCGACCGCAGCAGCGGCUUCUGGCGCAGGAGUAGCGACGACGACCAGCUGACACUGGCCCUAGGGGCGGGAGGUGGAGCGGGCGGCUUUGGCCCCUUUGGCGGACAGCUGCAGCAGCCGGCAUACGACUCCCGCGAGUCGAGCCCCGAGUACGAGAGCGCCGACGAGGGCGACCUGAUUCUCGCCCAGGCCAUCCGCACCCGCCUGCCCCCCGACAGCAUGUCCCCGGAUAAGGAGCCCAGCCCAGCCCCCGAAGAGUAUCACGUUGCACGCCAGUAUCUAGCCGACGCAGACGGCGAGGAUGUAAAGGUCAAGGUGGAGGACGGUGGCAAAGGCGGCGCGCUAACGACGUUGGGACGCUUCGGGGACAGGAGUGACGUGGUUGGGCAACAAGACGCAAACGCCGGGAAUAAUAACUGUAAGUGCCACCUAUUUUCUUUAUUUUAUUUCUCUAUUUUAGAAUGGCCAAGAGAAAGGGGACCCAGCCUUGCGUCUAACCUGAUCAAGAAUUUCCGAUUCGCGCUUCGGGCAGAAGUCCUUCAGCGGACGGAGCCCAUCGAAGCCGCCAUAAACCUUGUCCGGACAAGUUUUGGCGUCAUAUUUGGCUCGCGCGCGUCCGUGAUGAUAUCGGCCCUAGUUGCUUUCAUAUCGUACGGGGCCAUGCGGUCGCUCUUCCAGCCACCCGCGAUGCGACCGGUGCCCGACCUGGUCAAGGUUGCCGGCGUCGCGCGGUCGUUCGAGCCCCUCAUCUACUACUCGGAGCGCGGUAUCCAGCAGGUCGGCGAGAUCCAGGCCACGGGUGUCGCCGUGUGGGAUCUCAGCGAGAGCGUCCGCAGUAGCAACAUGACAUCGGCGCCUAUCAUGGUGAAGGAGCUCGACGAGCUCAGCGACAGCCUCAAGACGCUCGCCGUUGAGCUGAUCAAAUUCUUUUCAAGUGUCAACGGAGACAUUGAUAGUAUCCUCAUUGUGAUGGACUGGGCGCGCAGAGAACUCUACCAGUUGCAGCAGCAGCCCUCGCUUCCACUUUCGUCAGCUUUUGACAACAUCCACAACAUGCUUUCCAACGCCGGCAUCUUGGAGAAUCCGACGACAGGGCAGGCGACGGCCAUAGGAGUCGUUGCCUCGUCCAUAUUCGGCCCGUCAACGCCGCAGCGCACCAAGCAGACGCUGCAGCGCACAUUCCGCGAGUUUCUGUCGGUGCUCGAAGAAGCCAUCACCAAUGAGCUGCAGCACAGCCUCACCCUCCUGGCGCUGUAUGAGUCCAUUGACCACCAGUUCCUCAACCUGGCGCGGACCGUGGUGCGCGAGUCGUCGCUGCAGGACGAGCUGCACGACGAGCUGCUGUCGUCGCUGUGGACGCGCAUCCUCGGGCCGCGCGCCGCCGACGUCAACAAGUACGACCGCAACCGGCAGCUACUGCUCGGCGUGCGCAAGAACACAGUCCUCAACAAGGAGAUCAUGAUCGCCCACAACCACAAGCUCAUGAUCCUCAAGGCCAACCUCGAGACGCUGCGCCGCAAGCUCGUCUCCCCCCUCGUCCGCUCCGUCAACAGCUCCACCAUCUCCCUCGACGAGCAGAUCCGCGGCCUCGAGGACGUAGGCGAGUACCUCGAGAGCGUCCGCACCCGCCAGAAGGGCAAGCUUAUGGAGAUGCUCUACGGCGGAAGCCGUGGUAAUGUUGGCCUCUCGGGGUCGCCUGCUGCUGCUGCUGCUGCUGCUGCUGAGGGAAGUGCAUAUUAUGACUGAAAGACGAGGUUUGGGAAUAAGGGGGAGCAUAAAGCUGUGUUUGUUUACAGUGUCGGGAUUAGUCAUGGCGUUUGCUUCGUUCCUUUUCUUUCCUUUUCUUUCCUUUUACGAAAUGGGAACCCGGGGACUGACUGGUGGUUGGGGUUUUCUGCUUCCCACUUCACGUCUAGUGGCUUUGUAUACGCUACACAGUACUUGUCUGAGUAGUUGUUGGUCUAGUUGAUUUGGAAGAUGCAAGGUGGUUUAGGAGUUUAAGGGACAACG